Ficedula albicollis (Collared flycatcher) is the source of this 2956-nucleotide messenger RNA. RefSeq names its product zinc finger protein 345. The record is from RefSeq and is a predicted model, not a curated record. The transcript has 7 exons. NCBI's taxonomy places the organism in Eukaryota, Metazoa, Chordata, Aves, Passeriformes, Muscicapidae. Gene Ontology annotation, biological process: regulation of DNA-templated transcription. The coding region runs from base 657 to 2939 and encodes 760 amino acids.
UGUGAGGGGAUUGGGGAUCCCUGCAGGAUAUGAGGGGAUUGGGAAUCCCUGCAGGGUGCGAGGGGCAUUUGGGAUCCCUGAAGGAUGUGAGGGGAUUUGGGAUCCCUGCAGGCUGUGAGGGGGAUUUGGGAUCCCUGAAGGAUGUGAGGGGAUUUGGGAUCCCUGCAGGCUGUGAGGGGAUUGGGGAGGAUGUGAGUGGACUGGGGAGGAUGUGAGGGGAUUGGGGAUCCCUGCAGGGCGUAAGGAGGGGUAUCGGGGUCUGUAGGGUGCUGGAAAAGAGGAAGAGUGCUCCACAGGCUGCUCAGACAGCGGGGCUCCCUACACGCCAUGAGAGGGUGACAGUGGAGGGGUUUGGGGGUGGUUUUCACAGCACCAGCCUCUCCGCUGUGUCCCCACGAGUGUCAGAAAUCCGCUCCAGGAACCUGAAUUCAGGGAAAAAUUACUCAAAACCUCCAGACGUAAAAACUGACCCCAAAACCGCCAGGGGAUUUAGGGAUUUACAUCCUUACUGGGAGCAAUCCCUCCUCCAUGAGACAGUUGGAGAGCAGCACCAUGUACCUGUUUUUCUUUAGGCUUCCUCACUCUUCGUUAUGAGAUUGGUUUUGGCAGGAAAUACUGCUUUACCAUAAGCAGGAUGGCAAAACACCGAGAAAUAAAUGAAGUGGCAUGAGAUGCUGGUGGGGGCUCCAGAAUACAUAAAAAUAAAGGGGAAAAUAGCAGGAGGGAUCCGUGCUGGAAAACGUGAUGGCGUUUAUUCCCACCAUCACGGCCAGUCCUCUCCUCUGGGUGCCCAGAGCCCGGCCAUGGAGCCCUGUGUGGUGCUGGACCCGCGACAGAGAGCUCUGUAUCGCGACGUGAUGCAGCAUGGCUACGAGAUCCUGGUGGCCCUGGAAUUUUCUGUUCCCAAGCCUGACCUGCUGUCUUACCUGGACUGUGAGGAGGAAGUGACAGCCCUGGAUCUUCAUGUAUCCCGGGAUACCCCGGCCGCAGAGCAUGGAGCAGGAGCAGGGCAGGAAGAACCUGCUGAGGAAAAGCCCAACACGGACAAGGAGCACGCUCAGCUCCCAGUGAGCCAGGGCGAGACCCGCGCUGCCAACACCUGCAGCGAGCGCGGGAAGACCUUCAGCCACAAACCAGCCCCGGUGAAGCACCGGGAAAUCCACAGCGGCGACCGGGACUGCGGGAAGGGCUUCACGCAGCGCUCUGGCCUCCGCGUCCACGGGCGCGCGCACACGGGCGAGCGGCCCCACGGCUCCCCUACCUGGAGCUCCCACCUGGAGCGCCACAUGCGCACCCACACCGGCGAGAAGCCCUUCGAGUGCAGCGAGUGCGGGCGCGCCUUCGCCUGGAGCUCCCACCUGGAGCGCCACAUGCGCACCCACACCGGCGAGAAGCCCUUCGAGUGCAGCGAGUGCGGGCGCGCCUUCGCCUGGAGCUCCCACCUGGAGCGCCACAUGCGCACCCACACCGGCGAGAAGCCCUUCGAGUGCAGCGAGUGCGGGCGCGCCUUCGCCUGGAGCUCCCACCUGGAGCGCCACAUGCGCACCCACACCGGCGAGAAGCCCUUCGAGUGCAGCGAGUGCGGGCGCGCCUUCGCCUGGAGCUCCCACCUGGAGCGCCACAUGCGCACCCACACCGGCGAGAAGCCCUUCGAGUGCAGCGAGUGCGGGCGCGCCUUCACCUGGAGCUCCCACCUGGAGCGCCACAUGCGCACCCACACCGGCGAGAAGCCCUUCGAGUGCAGCGAGUGCGGGCGCGCCUUCGCCUGGAGCUCCCACCUGGAGCGCCACAUGCGCACCCACGUCACCACCCAUGUCACCACCGUCACCGCCGGGGAUGAGGAGGGUGUGCAGGCAGCACAGGAGCCACCGCCGGCCCCGCGGAAAUGUGCCGACUGCGGGACGAGCCUCAACCACCGGACAGACUCGCGGCACUUCAAGCACAAGGCCACGCAGACCCUGCUGGCCGGCACCCACCCCGCACCGCGGCCCCACAGCUGCGAGCAGUGUGGGAAGUGCUUCAGCAGCAGCUCGGGUCUGCUCAAACACCAACGUGUGCACGGCUCUGAGCGGCUGCGCCCCUGCCCGCUCUGCCCACGCCGAUGCCGCUGCAGCACAGCCCGGGCCAAGCAGCAGCGCGGCCACGUGCCGGCUACAGAGGGAGCGGCCAAACCGUACCCGUGCGGGGCGUGCGGGAAGAGCUUCGGGUGGCUGUCGCACCUGGAGCGGCACUGCCGCGUGCACACCGGGGAGAAGCCGUUCCGCUGCGGGGAGUGCGGCCGCGGCUUCGCCGUGAGCUGCCACCUGGAGCGGCACCGGCGAGUGCACACGGGCGAGCGGCCCUUCCGUUGCGGCGACUGCGGCAAGAGCUUCGCCGCCAGCUCCACGCUGCUUGCGCACCGGCGCACCCACGGCGCCCAGCCCGGCCGACUCCACGCCUGCCCCGAGUGCGAGAAGGGUUUCGGCUCCCUGGCUGGGCUGGAGCGGCACCGGCGGCUCCCCCGCGAGAAGCCGUUCCUGUGCGGGCUCUGUGGGAAGGGCUUCUCCUGGAGUUCCCACUAUGACCGGCACCGGCUCACGCACACGGGGGAGAAGCCCUUCCCCUGCGCCCACUGCGGGAAGCGCUUCGGCCGCAGCUCCCACCGCAACCGGCACCAGCGCGCCCACGCGCAGCGCAGCCCCGAGAGGCGCCCCGACUGCGGCAAAGCCUUCGGCCUGGGCGCGGCCCUGGCGGCCCAUCAGCGCCUGCUCGGCGCCGGCGCCCGCAGCCCCCUGUCCCUGCUGCCGCCCGCGUGGUGGGAGGGUGAAGCACGAGGGGGGACGGGCACAUCCCCUGAGCUCUGGCCUGAGGAGCCCAGCUCUGCUGAGAGGGACAGCCUGCAGGGCAAUGCCAUAGCCCCAACAGAGCCCUGGGUGUCCCUUCCUCCCCCCAGCUCCUGAGGUGGGGCUGGGGUGCU